CAUGAAUCACGAUGAUGGCAACACUACAGAUAUAAAUAUUUUGUUUUAUUUACAUUUUGAUUAUCAACAAAUACGAGUUGUAUAUUAUUUUGAUUAUUAGUAGAUAUAAAACUGAAAAAUAAAAUAAUAAGUGCUUAAGAUGCGACAAGAUUUGAAACUAUGCAGGCUUUGCGCGGGAUGCUGCGAAAACAAAACCACGACUUCGCUCUUUGACAGAAGUAGAAAAUCAGAACUUCGAAGGAUAUUCCAACUUACUAACAUCCAGUUAAAAAAUCUCAGCAAUUUACCGUCCGCAAUGUGCUCAGAUUGCGAAAAAGAAUUGGAACGGGCUUACGAAUUUCGUAAUCGUUGCAUUUCAGCGCAAACAUAUUUUUCCAGUUCAGAAUACAUGUGUCAUUUCGAUCGGAGGCAUAGGCAGAAGCAAAUUUCCGGUGAUAACUCUAUCAAAGAAUCUACUUCACUAAAGGUUGAAUUUUUGUCAUAUACUAAGCAAAAUGAAAGCAGACAGAGGCAAAUUGCUAACUCCAUGGAAAAGGAAUCUACUUCAGUCAAGGAUGAAUUUUUAUCAUAUAGUGAGGAAAUUGAAACAGCAGAUUUGGACUUCAAUACACAUUCGGGUUAUAUUUUACAAGCUGCAGUAGAGAGCGAAUGUGAUUUCGAUGCACUUAAUGAAGGUGAAGUGGAGCACGAUGACGCCCAGGUAGAGUUGGAAAAUCAGUCCAUGAAAAAUUCCGACCACGAACUCUUGCUAUCGAAUAAAACAAGAGCAGUAUUCGAAGAAAAUGAGGAAAAAGAUAGAGGUCAUGAAGAAAUAAUCUCUCAGCCAGAUAAGUCAGACAACAAUGGGGAAGAUCCACAGAGCGAUGAUAAUCAGAAGACGGAAGCUAAAGAAGAAAAGCCGAAUAAACCACGAACAUAUAUAUGUGAUCAAUGUGGUAAUAAUUUCAAGUAUCGUAGCCAUUUUUAUUCACAUAUCAAACGACAUGCUGGAGUAAAGCCUCUACAAUGCGAAGUUUGUCCGAAUAAAUUUUUUACCGAGGGUGAACUUAAACGACAUAUGCGCCGACAUACCGGUGAACGUCCAUUUCCUUGUCAGUAUUGCGAGCGUCGUUUCACGGACUACAGUACAAGAAUUAAGCAUGAGCGUACACAUACAAACGAACGUCCAUUUGGGUGCCCACAAUGUGGUAAAGCGUUCACAACAUCAUAUGUUUUAAAGAAUCACAUGCUUGUGCAUACUGGAGAACGCUCCUUCAAAUGUACGCUUUGCAAUAAAUCUUUCCAACGGCAAACGCACCUUAUCGUGCACACACGUUCUCUGAUCCACAAACAAAACGUUGAACGGCAACAACAAACAAAUCUAAAAGUGAAAUGUUUUUCACUAACAAAACCAUCUUUGAACUUGAUCAGUGCGAAUCUACUUGAAUAUAAACAAACUUUAAGCAGGAAAAGAGGAAGAUACAUCUGGAUGCCAGUCAUGGAGAUCAGCAUAAAAUGGAAUAUUUGUCGCGUUUGUUUGGCAGAGGAAGGGCAAAAUCAUAAUGCAAAAUAUAUUUUGAUUGAUUCUAAAAUCGUUAAACAAGUUUAUGACAUUACUGGUGUGCAGAUGGAAACCAGUGACAACCAGCCAGACAAGAUUUGUCGUAAAUGCUUGCUUCUGCUGAAAUAUGCAUACCACUUUAGAACCACCUGUCGAAAUUCGGAGGAAUAUUUGCAGUCAGUUAUUCAAAAGACUAAAUCAGCAACGUCCAUGUUAAAAAUGGAUAAACAAAGAGAACGUUCAGUGGAAUUACUAGAAGAAAUAUUUCACGAGGAUGUUGAAUUCAUUUCAUUAAAUGAGCAACGGGAUCCAGAAACGGAGGAAUAUUUUGAUACCAAGGAAGACAGUCUACCGAGCCCAUUGGCAGUAUCAGAAAAGAUUGGUGAUAGUAGAGAUAAUUCUAAACCCCAUUUAACAAGUACAACUCCCAGUACGUCGUUAGUCUCAAAAAAACAGGAAUAUCACAGAAAGGAUAGUGCUACGCAUACUGCGAGUUAUGAGGAAAGUAAUGAUGAUAAAAAAAAUCAUGACAACAAUGUCGAUUUGAACUCGGCUGACAGAAAUAUUAAUAAGAAACAUAACGAAACAACUGCAAACCAAAAGUUUAUAGGUCAAGACGAUGAAGAAUCGGAAGUGGAUGGUGUCUAUAGAAAUAGGAAAACAAAUUAUAAACAAAGACAUUUACAACUACCAAAUAGAAAACUGAGUAAGGCACAAAAAGGAUCAAAUUGUUCAGAUCAGAUUCUCGCAGCUCAAGAUUCUGAGGAAGAUGAACUAGCGGACUUUGAAGACAGUAAAACAAAUUCAAAACAAACCCCUUUACGAUUUCAAAAAACUAAAUACAAUACCGAAAGUAGCGUGGAUACUUUGGAUUAUGCAGAUGACAAUAAAAUCGGUGAUGAGGAUAUAGUCGAUGAGAAUAAUGAUUACAAUUCAAAUAACUGUAACAAGGAAGAUGACAUAGAUAACUCAGUAAACACUGAAAUCAGAAUAGACAAAUUAAGGACUUCCACCAAUUCACCAACACACGAAGCAGAAACAAAGCACCAAACAGAAGAGGAGUUGUACUACGUAAUCGAAGAACCCGUUAAAGCCGAGGAGUCGUCGAAUUCCCAAAUUGAAGAUGUAGAACUAGAUGUUAAUGCAGAUGCCGGCAUUCAACUAAUAGAUAAUUACGAAGAAAUAGAUGGUUGUGAAGAAGGCGAAGAACCUGAGUAUGUUGACGCGGAAACACCGAGAUCUGUGGUUCAGAUAGAAGAGUAUCUAAUCGAUGAAAUCGAAACCGAAUCGGUGCUACCACAUGAGUUGGAAUUAAAUGAGGAUCAAUUAACAAAACGACCCAGCUCAACGACCAUUAAAAUCAGGGAUCGAGCUUCACCACAUAUACGCAGAAAAGGUAAUGAUUCGUAUUUAUUUUCCUGUGACGUUUGUGGAAAUCAUUUCACCAGUCGAAGCCUUAGAAAUUAUCACAUGAGAAUACACCGCAAGGAAAAAAAUUUUGAGUGCGAGCUAUGCUUUAAACGCUUUACAGCGGCGUGUAAUCUAACGGCGCAUAUGCGCAUACACACAGGAGAAAAACCAUACGAAUGUAAAUAUUGCUUACGAAGGUUUACGGAUCGAAGUACGCAUGUAAAACACGAACGGAUACACACGAAUGAGAAACCUUUCCAGUGCAACAUUUGUGGCAAAUCAUUUGCCUUAUCCACUACGCUUCGGACGCACGAAAAAGUGCACACAAACGAAAAGCCUUUCAAAUGCGAGCCCUGCGAGAAAUCAUUUAAACUGCCGCAUCAGUUAAAAUCUCACCUGCUCACAAAUCAACAUAAAAACAUUGUAACAGCGAAUGAGCUGGGGAAUUAUAACUAAAUAAAGUUAUUACAUAUACAUAGCUUAUUUCAGCCUGUUUUAUUAAUGCUAUGGUUUUAGUAUUACUAACAACCAAUUUAUUGAUUAAGUAUUAUCUUUAAUCAGAUGUGCAUACCUGUGUGUAAGUA
This is a messenger RNA of Bactrocera dorsalis (oriental fruit fly), 3534 nucleotides long. RefSeq lists its product as uncharacterized. Bases 140 to 3406 code for a protein of 1088 amino acids. The record is from RefSeq and is a predicted model, not a curated record. Gene Ontology annotation, biological process: regulation of transcription by RNA polymerase II. Lineage: Eukaryota; Metazoa; Arthropoda; Insecta; Diptera; Tephritidae. Gene Ontology annotation, cellular component: nucleus. The transcript has 10 exons. Gene Ontology annotation, molecular function: zinc ion binding; RNA polymerase II cis-regulatory region sequence-specific DNA binding; DNA-binding transcription factor activity, RNA polymerase II-specific.